Messenger RNA from Cynoglossus semilaevis (tongue sole), 533 nucleotides. RefSeq names its product transmembrane 4 L6 family member 1-like. NCBI's taxonomy places the organism in Eukaryota, Metazoa, Chordata, Actinopteri, Pleuronectiformes, Cynoglossidae. Gene Ontology annotation, cellular component: membrane. The coding region runs from base 84 to 464 and encodes 126 amino acids. The transcript has 4 exons. The record is from RefSeq and is a predicted model, not a curated record.
UUACGUUUCUCUUCUUCAGAAACGAAGCUCAGUGAAAUCUUUUCAACGACAGUCAAGUUGAAUUUAUAUCUUGUCAGGUGCUGAUGCCGGCUCUGUACAUCCAGCUGACCGGACAAACAGGAUGCUGUGGGAAUCGUCUCGGGAUGUUAGUAUCCAUUAUAUUCGCCGGGGUGGGUGCAGUCGGCGCCGCCUACUGUUUCAUUGUGGCACUGAUUGGUCUGCAUAACGGGCCGCUCUGCAACGAUGGAGACAAAUGGACGAGACCGUUCGCAGACAGGGACCCGAACUACAUGACCAAGAGCAGCUGGUGGACCGAGUGCCUGGAACCCAAGAACGUGGUGCAGUUCAACAUGGGUCUGUUCAUCACCCUGAUGGCGGCCAGCUGCCUGCAGGUGGUGCUCUGCGUCAUCCAGGUCAUCAACGGCCUGGUGGGCUGCCUGUGUGGGACCGGCAACGAGAAAUAGAAAGUCUGUUUCCUGACGAUCAAACCGUGGACCAGGAUCCAGGGACUUGGCUUCUUUAAAAAAAAAAAA